GGGGCGCGAGCGCGCGACCGCCUCCGAGAGCGCGCGAGCGGACGACGGACGACGGACGAGCGACGCUUCGCGCGGCAGAGGAGAGGGCUGACAUCGAUCGAGUCGAGCAGAGUCGCCAUGCCGCUCGUGCCCUCGUUCACGCUCAAGCUCGACGACGGCAUCCUCCCCGGUCUCGUCGUCGUGGGGAAGUACGACGGGACGCACCCGUGCCUCACCGCCGCGACGAGCGGCGGGAAGGUUUUCAUCCACGACCCGUUCGCGUCCACGACGGACCCCGGCGCGAACGACGCGCGCGCCUCGCGCGUCCGAUACUUGAACAUCAACAAGGAGAUCACGUCCCUGGCCGCGGGCGCGAUCGACCCGGCGUCGCCGAACCGCGACCUGCUCCUCGUCGGCAGCGCGACGGACGUCCUCGCGUACGACGUCGAGGAGAACAAGGACGCGUUCUUCAAGGAAGCGCCCGACGGCGCCAACGCCGUCGUCUGCGGGAAGAUCGGAAGCGAAGCGCGGACGCUCGCGCUCGUCGGCGGCAACUGCUCCAUCCUGGGGUUCGAUCACGAGGGCGAGGAGGCGUACUGGACCGUGAGUGGGGACAACGUCAACGCGAUGACGCUCGCGGACGUGGACGGCGACGGACUGAACGAGCUCUUCGUCUGCGGCGACGACUUCACGAUUCGACUCUUUCGAGACGAGGAAGUGGUCAGCGAGAUCACGGAGAGCGAACGCGUGAUCAACGUGUGCCACCUUAAAGGCGAGCGGUUCGGGUACGCGCUCGCGAACGGCACCGUGGGCGUGUACGACGGCACGCAGCGGCAGUGGAGGGUGAAGAGCAAGAACCAGGUCACCGCGCUGUGCGCGUACGACCUCGACGGCGACGGCGAGAGAGAGCUCGUCAUCGGGUGGUCCUCCGGUCUCGUCGCCGUGAGGAACGAGAGCGACGGCGAGCUGGUGUACAAGGACACGUUCGACGCGUCGAUCGCGGCGUUCGCGAUGGCGGACUACCGGAUGGACGGCACGACGGAUCUGAUCGCGUGCGCGGUGGACGGCGAAGUCCGCGGGUACCGAAGUCAAGCGGGGCAGAUCGAGACGGGCGACCGCGCCGCGGGCGCGGGCGCGGGCGGCGGCGCGACGGCGGCGGCGGAAGAAGAGCCGCCGAAGAAGAAGAACCUCCUCGUCGAGCUGAACUCGUACGAGCGCAACGCCGCGGCGGCGGAGAGCGGCGCCACGAGUUUGACGUCCGCCGCCGCGGGCGCGAUUCCGAGGGACACGGACGUCGUGAGCGAGCUCGAGAUGAACGAGGAGCUCGGCGGCGGCGAGCUCGUGCUCUCGACGAACAACGACGCGGUGAUCAAGGCGGUGAACAUGUACGGCGAGGGCGUCUUCGAAGAGGAAGCCAGGUUCGUGUACUUUCCGAACCCGAAGACGACCGCGCGGGUGUUCAUUCGCCCGCCGCGGGAUAUCUGCGCGGACGUCUCGAUCAAGGUGUUGGUGUCCGCGCGGAUGUCGAGCGUCUAUCACGUCUUCGAGUUGGAGUUUACGCUUCCCAAAUUUUGCAUGUACGCGCGGCUCAACGCGCCGGUCGCGACGCCGAGCGGGAGCGUGUCGUUUCGUCUUCCCGGCGUGAACGCGCGUCGAAUGGCGACCUGGAUCGACGACGCGUUCAACACCAACGUCACGGACAUCGUCCAAGGCCCGGACGACGACUUCGAGUGCGGGUUCGUGAGCCUCCGCGACGGGCGACCGACGCUGAUCGACGCGACGUUCGACGACGCGACGCGAGGCGGCGCGGACGCGGGGGGCACGGUCACGCUGCGCACGGACGACAUGGAUCUCGCGGGGGACAUCGUGCAGGAGCUCUGCGCGGUCGUCGGCGUCACCGACCUCGAGUCCACGUGCGAUUUCCCGGAGGACAUGGAGCGGUUUCGAGAGACGCUACGAGAGGUGGACGAGCGAAACGCGGACCGCGCGAGGCUCGCCGCGGAGGUGGCCGACGGCGCGAAUCUCGUCAAGUCCUACAUCAUCCGCGCCGAGGACGCGAGGAUAUUGCGCGAUAUGGACACGAUGAUGCGCAUGUACAACGAGCUCAUGGACGUGAACAGGGAGUUGAUCGCGGAGCACAACAAGCGCGCAGAGAAUCAUCAGGCGCUGCUCGCGGCGCUUCGACGGACGAAUCAGAUGAUACAGAGAGCGGCGAAGUUGCGGUGCGGCGGCGCGAAGACGCGGAUCGUGAGCGCGUGCCGGGCGGCGAUCAAGGCGAACAACGUGCACGCGCUGUUCAACUUGAUACAGUUCGGCGUCGUGGACUGAUCGACGACGACGACGCGGUGACGCGAACACGCGUCGUGUUGUAAUUCAUAUUUAAUUCGUAGCAAAAAAAA
Molecule: messenger RNA, 2378 nt
Organism: Micromonas pusilla CCMP1545
Lineage: Eukaryota; Viridiplantae; Chlorophyta; Mamiellophyceae; Mamiellales; Mamiellaceae
Gene: BBS2
Product: bardet-biedl syndrome 2
Exons: 3
Coding region: 118-2307 (729 amino acids)
Biological process (GO): non-motile cilium assembly
Cellular component (GO): membrane; BBSome; motile cilium
Molecular function (GO): protein binding
Source: RefSeq, a predicted model, not a curated record